Molecule: messenger RNA, 3471 nt
Organism: Diversispora eburnea
Lineage: Eukaryota; Fungi; Glomeromycota; Glomeromycetes; Diversisporales; Diversisporaceae
Source: the annotation of a GenBank genome assembly
AUGGAAAAACUUCAAAGUAUAUUAUUACGCCCUGAGAUCGCUAACGCUUUAAAAUAUUGUACGAAUAAAAAAGAAGUAUCUGAACUUAUAAAUUCAACUGUACAAGAGAUAAUAAAAACUCGGACAAUUUCUUAUCCUCCUAAAACUGUAUUAAGGUUAUUAAAUGAAGAUGAGAAAUUUCUUAGUACAGGUGAUAAACAGAUUGAUAGAAUUCUUGGUGGAGGUAUCUUAUCAAAGGGAAUUACAGAAAUUGUAGGUGAGAGUUCAGUGGGUAAAACACAAUUGAGUUUACAACUUUGUUUAACGGUUCAAUUACCAAAGGAAAUGGGUGGACUGAAUGGAGGAGUGGUUUACAUUUCCACCGAAAAAAGUUUUCACCUAAAACGUUAUUAUCAAAUGAUUCCAUUAUUCCAACAACAAUAUAGUUGUAUGAAGGAAGUAGAUUUGGCCAAAAAUGUUCAUUGCGUGACAGUUUCAAAUCUAGAAACGCAGAGAAAUGUUCUUUUUCAUCAAUUACCUAUUCUUCUUUCUAGCAACAAUAUACGAUUAAUAAUUAUUGAUUCUAUAACAGCAAAUUUUCGUGGUGGUUUUGAAACAAAAGAAUUUAUGAAUCUUCGUCGACGAUCAUCAGAAAUUUAUCAAAUAGGUAUUAAAUUAAAGGAAAUAAGUGAUAAAUUUAAUGUACCUAUUGUUUGUGUAAAUCAAGUAUUGGAUAAUUUCACAUCAAUGAAUACCGAUGAAAAUUAUUUUAAUGAAGAAGUAAAAGAACAUUAUGAGUAUAAUCAUUAUCAAAAACAAUUAUUAAUAAUGGGUGGAGAUGGAACGAAAAAAAUUCCAGCUUUAGGAUUAACAUGGUCUAAUACGAUAAAUGUAAGAAUAGUACUUUCUAGACCGAAGCGAAUUUUGUCAGAAGGAAGUAAUAAUGACAAUAAGAAUCCAAGAACUAUUGCAUUAAUAAUGGCACCAUAUGCACCUAGACGUUUUGGAGAAUAUUAUAUUGAUUCAAGUGGAAUACAGCUCUUAACCCCUCAGAUGAUGAGUGGUAGUGUAGGAUACAUUGGAUCCAAAAUUAGUUUAAUUUCACGUUCAGAUAUAAGAUAUGUCGGGAUCCUUCAUUCCAUAAAUUCUACCGACUCGACUGUAGCACUUGAACAAGGUCGUCGAGGAAAUUCUUCAGAGGAAAUUCCUCCCUCCGACAAUGUAUUUGAAUAUAUAGUAUUUAGGGGUUCAGACGUAAAAGAUUUACACGUAUGCGAAGCUCCAGCGCAACAACAAUCUAUCACCCCUCAAGUUCCAAAUGAUCCUGCAAUUCUUGGGGUGAGAUUUCGGUUUGCUCCACCACCACCAUUAGGUGUACAACCACCACCUAACUUUACUGGGGCUUCUUUGAAUCCUUUCUAUUUACAACAACUCAAUAAUCUCUCCGAAAGUACUGCUAAAGAAGCUGAACAGCCAAAGUCACAACAACAGAAAGAACAUGGUGCACCAGACAAGGUAGAAGACCACAAAACGGAUAAACAAGCCACAGCACUGAAAAAUUUCGUCAAGACGGGAACUAGCACACGGUCCACCGCGUCAACGUCAACAUCCAAUAACACUAGAAUUGAAAAUACGAAAGAAGCACCGUCAUCGUCAACGGCUGUGGCGGUAGAAAAUCUAGCUAAAAAAGUUAGUGAAUUAAGUAUAACUCCAAAAGAAACUAAUGGGGAUAAACCAGGAGUUGUAAACAACAACCGAUCUACUCCCAGUAAUAAUAGGCUUCCUGGUAUGGGCGGUCAUUUAGUUCAACAAAAUCGUAGAGCUCGUGGAGGUAGAAGAAAUUUCAAUCCAAACUAUGAUCGUAAUAGGAUUCCGGUUCCACAAUCAGACUUCGAUUUUGAAUCUUCGAAUGCUAAGUUUAAUAAGGAUGAACUCGUUAAAGAAGUUGUUAAGAAAAUAGUUCCUAACCAUGAAAUUAAGGAUGAUGAAAGUUCAGAUAAUAAUACACUUGGAUUAGAAGAGGAAGAAGAAGAUAUUUUGAUACCACCUGCCGAAAGUUAUUAUGAUAAAGCGAAAUCAUUUUUUGAUAAUAUUUCUUGUGAGACAAAGGAACGUUUGGAACAACAAGGUCCCGAUGGACGUCGUGGAUUAUCUGUUGCAGAACGACGACAAAAACAAUCAGAAGAAAGGCGUCUCAACCUUGAAACCUUUGGACAAGUUUCUAUUGAUGGUGGAAGAUAUCGUGGAGGUUAUCGUAGUCGUGGUUAUCGAGGAAGUGGUAGAGGGGGUUACCGUGGUGGUCGUGGUAAUAGUGGAUAUCGUGGAGGAUAUUCUAACAAUUAUCGAGGGAAUAAUUAUAGGGUUAUUUGGACAGAAGAAAUGGAACAAAAAUUAUGGGAAAUUCUUACUUUAAAUAAACGAUCAAAUAUAGAUUGGAAUGCAGCCUCUAGACUAUUGAAUGUUCCAGUACCAUAUCUUUUACGAUAUGCGGCUUUUUUAUAUGAAACUCAACUUCGGGGAGUUCAGAUGCAAUUACGUUUAGGUGAAGCAAUGAGUAGUAGUGGUACCUUGAGCAGUCGUAACAGAGCUCCAAGUUUAGGUACUGGAUAUCAAAGGCCAAAUUCAGCCUUAUCGAAUCAUAGUAGAGAACAUUAUAUGACAUCGCGUGGUGUUUCUGUAGGAUCACAAGAGAUGGUACGAAAUGGUAGUAAUACAAGUUUAUCGGAUGGUCGAAAACCUACAAAUGGGUCAACAUCAUCAUCUAUUAAUAAUGAAGCUGGAAUAUCUUCUCAAUCAUCAUCUUCAGUUUCAACUAUAACUACAAUUGAUUUAAUACCGAAACAGACCACCCAAUUUAUUCAAGUUACUCAAGCCACUCAACCUACUCAAGUUACUUCUAAAUUAGAAAAUUUAACAAGUUUGGAAUCUUCUUCAACAACAAAUUCAUUCGUAACUCCAGCAGCAUCAUUAUCAUUAUCACCUAGAAUUCAUAUAUCAAAUGAGAAUCAAGAAACUUCUUCAACUUCAAAAAAUAGUAUUAUUCAUAGUGUUUACUCUGAUUUAAUUGGGGAUGACGAAAGUGAUAAUGUGAAUGAUAAUUCAUUAAGUUUGAGAUUAGCGGAAUUAACCAAACAGAGUGUAGCAGCAUUUUUACCUUCGGUUUCAAUACCUGACGAUGAUGUAACAUCAAAUUUAAGAGAAGUCACAGAAAUUUUUGAUCCAAUAAAAACCAAAGUUCCUAUUAUUGAUAAUUUACAAAAUAUUAUUAAGUCGGGUUCAAGUUCAAGCAAUUUGGGACUUCAACCGACAAAUAAACAAAUUACAGCGGCAGAUUCCCAACAAUCCUUAAGUGCCAAUGAUUCAGCAAAUUCUUCUUCAUCUCUUAGUGAUAUUGAUUCAUUAACACAAUCAGAAUUAGAAAAUGCAUAUUUGGAAGAUACAAAUUUUAAUAAUUCUAAGAUUAGAAAGAGUUCAUAUUAUCCAGGCCCAUAA